GUUAUGGGCAUGCUCAACUGCCUCCACGGCAAUAAUAUGUCAGGACAACACGAUAUCCCCCCUGAAGUCGGGGACCAGCCCGAGCAAGAACCUUUGGAAGCCCAAGGGGCCGCUGCCCCCGGUGCUGGGGUUGGCCCAGCCGAAGAAAUGGAGACCGAACCGUCAAAUAAUGAGCCCAUCCCCGACGAGACUGACAGUGAGGUCUGUGGACCCCCUGAAGACUCCAAAUCUGACAUCCAGAGCUCCAGUCAGGCCUUCGAGGAAGUCCAAGUGGGCGGAGACUACAGCCCACCUCCAGAGGAAUCCAUGCCAUUCGAGACCCAACAGCCCAGCCUGGGAGAUUUCUGGCCCACCCUGGAGCAGCCUGGACCAUCUGGGACCCCAUCAGGCAUCAAAGCCUUCAACCCAGCGAUUUUGGAGCCCGGGACCCCCACUGGUGCCCACCCAGGCCUGGGAGCCUAUAGCCCCCCACCAGAAGAAGCUAUGCCAUUUGAGUUCAAUGAGCCUGCCCAGGAAGACCGUUGCCAGCCUCCCUUGCAAGUCCCAGACCUUGCGCCAGGGGGUCCGGAAGCAUCGGUCUCCAGAGCUCUUCCCGCGGAGCCCGGGAACCUUAGAUUUGAAAACACUGGCUUCCGAGAAGACUACAGCCCUCCACCUGAAGAAUCUGUGCCAUUUCAGCUCGAUGGAGAAGAAUUCGGGGGCGAUAGCCCACCCCCAGGACUCCCGCGAGUCAUGCCACAAAUCGGCAUUGGCGGCGAGUUCCCGACAGUCGCGGUCCCGAGUACGCUCUGCCUCGCUCCCGCCGAGAACGCGCCUCCCCUCUGGGUCCAGGGCGCCAUUGGCGGACCAUUCCGCGAGGCUGUCAGAUCUCCUAACUUCGCAUACGACAUUUCCCCAAUGGAGAUCACCAGACCCCUGCUUGAGAUUGGCAGAGCCUCCACUGGGGUCGACGACGACACCGCUGUCAAUAUGGACAGCCCCCCAAUCGCAAGUGAUGGCCCGCCCAUCGAAGUCUCGGGAGCCCCAGUUAAGAGCGAGCACGCAAAGAGACCCCCACUUGAGCGACAAGCAGCCGAGACAGGAAACAGCCCUAUCAGCAGCACCACUGCAGAGGAGGCAAAAGUCCCCUCCCUCGAGCGAGGAGAAAGGUCCCCCACCCAACCUGAAACAGUGCAUAUCAAGCCAGCUCCUGUUGCGGAGUCCGGAACUGACUCCUCCAAAGCCGAUCCGGACUCAGCCACACACGCAGUUCUUCAGAUCGGUCCUGAGGAAGUCGGAGGAGUCCCAACCAUGCCCACCGAUCGUCCGCCUGCUCCUGAAGAUGCGGACCCAGAUGUCCGGGCAGAACCAGACGGAGGGACAGCCCCAACCACCCCAACCACCCCUGCCGAGUCCGAAGACAACAGAGAACCAACCUCCGCCGCCGCCGCCGCCGCCGCCGCCGCCGCCGCCGAGCCAGCCGCUGAGCCAGCCGCUGAGCCAGCCGCCGAGCCAGCCGCCGAGCCAGCCGCCGAGCCAGCCGCCGAGGCAGUCCCUGACAUGGAAGCCGAGUCUGCCUCCGGGGCAGUCCCCGACACCCAAGAGGAGCCCGCAGCCGCCGCAGCCUCUGCCAAGCCGGCGGAGCCUGCCACCCGGGCAGCCCCCGUCACCCCUAAGGAGCCCGCUACCCGGGCAGUCCCUUCUGCCAGAGCCCAUCCAGCUGCCGGAGCUGUCCCUGGAGCCUCAGCGAUGUCAGAUUCUGCUAGGGCAAUCGCCGCUAGAGCAGCCUAUGCAGGUCCUCUGGUCUGGGGAGCCAGGUCACUCUCGGCUACUCCAGCCGCUCGGGCAUCCCUCCCUGCCCGCGCAGCAGCUGCCGCCCGAGCAGCCUCUGCUGCCCGCGCAGUCGCUGCCGGCCGGUCAGCCUCUGCCGCCCCAAGCAGGGCCCAUCUUAGACCCCCCAGCCCGGAGAUCCAGGUUGCUGACCCGCCUACUCCGCGGCCUGCUCCGCGGCCGAGCGCCUGGCCUGACAAAUACGAACGUGGCCGAAGCUGCUGCAGGUAUGAGGCUGCGUCCGGCAUCUGCGAGAUCGAGUCCUCCAGCGAUGAGUCGGAAGAAGGGGCCACUGGCUGCUUCCAGUGGCUUCUGCGGCGAAACCGCCGCCCCGGCCUGCCCCGGAGCCACACAGUCGGGAGCAACCCGGUUCGCAACUUCUUCGCCCGAGCCUUUGGAAGCUGCUUCGGUCUAUCCGAGUGUACCCGAUCACGAUCCCUCAGCCCCGGGAAGGCCAAGGAUCCUAUGGAAGAGAGGCGCAAACAAAUGCGCAAAGAAGCCAUGGAGAUGCGAGAGCAGAAGCGCGCAGAUAAGAAACGCAGCAAGCUCAUCGACAAGCAACUGGAGGAGGAGAAGAUGGACUACAUGUGUACACACCGCCUGCUGCUUCUAGGUGCUGGAGAGUCUGGCAAAAGCACCAUUGUGAAGCAGAUGAGGAUCCUACAUGUUAAUGGGUUUAACGGAGAGGGCGGCGAAGAGGACCCGCAGGCUGCAAGGAGCAACAGCGAUGGUGAGAAGGCCACCAAAGUGCAGGACAUCAAAAACAACCUGAAGGAGGCCAUUGAAACCAUUGUGGCCGCCAUGAGCAACCUGGUGCCCCCCGUGGAGCUGGCCAACCCUGAGAACCAGUUCAGAGUGGACUACAUUCUGAGCGUGAUGAACGUGCCAAACUUUGACUUCCCACCUGAAUUCUAUGAGCAUGCCAAGGCUCUGUGGGAGGAUGAGGGAGUUCGUGCCUGCUACGAGCGCUCCAACGAGUACCAGCUGAUCGACUGUGCCCAGUACUUCCUGGACAAGAUUGAUGUGAUCAAGCAGGCCGACUACGUGCCAAGUGACCAGGACCUGCUUCGCUGCCGCGUCCUGACCUCUGGAAUCUUUGAGACCAAGUUCCAGGUGGACAAAGUCAACUUCCACAUGUUCGAUGUGGGCGGCCAGCGCGAUGAACGCCGCAAGUGGAUCCAGUGCUUCAAUGAUGUGACUGCCAUCAUCUUCGUGGUGGCCAGCAGCAGCUACAACAUGGUCAUCCGGGAGGACAACCAGACCAACCGUCUGCAGGAGGCUCUGAACCUCUUCAAGAGCAUCUGGAACAACAGAUGGCUGCGCACCAUCUCUGUGAUCCUCUUCCUCAACAAGCAAGAUCUGCUUGCUGAGAAGGUCCUCGCUGGGAAAUCGAAGAUCGAGGACUACUUUCCAGAGUUCGCUCGCUACACCACUCCUGAGGAUGCGACUCCCGAGCCCGGAGAGGACCCACGCGUGACCCGGGCCAAGUACUUCAUCCGGGAUGAGUUUCUGAGAAUCAGCACUGCUAGUGGAGAUGGGCGUCACUACUGCUACCCUCACUUUACCUGCGCCGUGGACACUGAGAACAUCCGCCGUGUCUUCAACGACUGCCGUGACAUCAUCCAGCGCAUGCAUCUUCGCCAAUACGAGCUGCUCUAAGAAGGGAACGCCCAAAUUUAAUUCAGCCUUAAGCACAAUUAAUUAAGAGUGAAACGCAAUCGUACAAGCAGUUGAUCACCCACCAUAGGGCAUGAUCAACACCGCAACCUUUCCCUUUUCUCCCCAGUGAUUCUGAAAAACCCCCUCUUCCCUUCAGCUUGCUUAGAUGUUCCAAAUUUAGUAAGCUUAAGGCGGCCUACAGAAGAAAAAGAAAAAGAAAAAGGCCACAAAAGUUCCCUCUCACUUUCAGUAAGUAAAAUAAAAGCAGCAACAAACAGAAAUAAAGAAAUAAAUGAAAUAAAUGAAACUCAAAAUGAAAUAAAUAUUGUGUUGUGCAGCAUUAAAAAAUCAAAAUAAAAAUUAAAAAUGAGCAAAA
Molecule: messenger RNA, 3844 nt
Organism: Rattus rattus (black rat)
Lineage: Eukaryota; Metazoa; Chordata; Mammalia; Rodentia; Muridae
Gene: Gnas
Product: GNAS complex locus
Exons: 12
Coding region: 4-3468 (1154 amino acids)
Biological process (GO): adenylate cyclase-activating dopamine receptor signaling pathway; sensory perception of chemical stimulus
Cellular component (GO): heterotrimeric G-protein complex
Molecular function (GO): corticotropin-releasing hormone receptor 1 binding; GTP binding; ionotropic glutamate receptor binding
Source: RefSeq, a predicted model, not a curated record